AUGCUUCUUGCACAGCGCUGCGAGAUCUGCCACCCAACGCACAGCAAGGCGAGGGGAGAUCAGCGCUUCCCAUUCGUUCCCCAUCCGCCCGCCCGUGCGCUUUUCUGGGCGUCAGGGUGCCUUGUAGUCAGGGUCGAUUUUCACUCCUGGCCGAAAUGGAAGGCGCUCAGAGGCGGCCAGCACUUCGCUCGCUCCCCUGUGCUGCGCGCCCUGGAGCCGCCAAGCAGCCUGCAAAGAGAAGGCGGAGGGGAGCACCCCUGCUUGGUGGCAAAGCGCGCUGCGCCAACUUCUCCUCCACCACCACCGCCGCCCUGGAGCUCCUCCUAUCAAAGGCUGACGAAGAGAGCUGCAAUUGGAAGACAGCUGCAGCGAAUCCGGAACGCCACUUUCCUUUGCGCACAAAUUCAAAUUGCCGCGGGUGCUACCCAGAGCUCCUCCAAACAUUUCCCGUCGGUUUUGCUCUUGCAGAAAGCGCGUGCAGAGCACGGACCAACCUCUGCAGGAAAGAUGGAAGCCAGGUCGGAAUCUGAGGAAGAGCAUUUGAACUCUCUACACCCGCAAAAGGAGCAAAAGGAGGCAUCAGCACCUCCCAAGAUCUGGAAAUACCGAUCAGUUAAAGAUAUUCUCAUAGGUAUCCUUGUUUUCCUGGUCAUCACGCUUACCAUUACUAUUAUAGCAGUGACAGCCCCCAGAGAUGCUGAGCCGCCGGGUCAUCGGCUGGUUCCCUCCGCACUCUGCGGUCCACCAUGUCCACAUCGCUGGAUUGGCUAUGCGGGAAAGUGCUAUCACUUUUCGAAGAUGAAAAUGAAUUGGAACUCCAGCAGCAGCUACUGCAAGUCACACAAUGCCUCCUUGGCUAGGAUUGGAAGUGAAGAGCAGGAGUUUGUGAAGCAUCUCACAGGACCACAUUACUUCUGGAUUGGUCUCAGAAGAGACCCAGGUCAACCCUGGAAAUGGCUAAAUGGAGAAAAUUCAACGCUCAGAAUCGCAGACACAGGUGGGGAAUGUGUCCAUCUCGACGAGAAAGCCACAGCCUCUGCCUCUGGCUGCCACACAGAACUUCCUUGCAUCUGCAGCAAACCUUCCGCAUGUACAAGUCCUAAUUGUUUAUCGGCCUUGUAGCCCAAACGCUGGAGGAGAGCUGGAGUGAGUGAGUCAAUUCAUCCAUGCAUAUACCUACUCCUCGGGCUACAAGUCAAGAAUAUAAGGAGCCAAGGUGACAAAUUGAUGAACCGGGUAGGAUACCAUCCUAAGCACGGCUAGGAACUCCAGCACAUGACAGCGCUGAGCCAGUUUGCUGUAGUGGUUAGAGUGUUGGACUAGGACCUGCGAGACCAGGGUUCAAAUCCCCGCUCAGCGACGGAAUUCGCCACGACACCUUGGACCCAGACACUGUCUCUCAGACUAACCUACCUCCCAGGGUUUUGAGGAUGAAAUGGGGUGGGGAAGAACCCUGUUUGUUGCCUUGAGCUCCACGGAGGAACACGUAGAUUAUGAAUGUAACGCUAAAGAGAGAAAAUUAAUAUUUCUAAUUUUUUAACGUCAGCUCCUUUGUAACAAAACUUUCUAAUAAAUAUUGCUUUAUAGUAUUUUGGAUCUUCAACCACUUGUAUUAUAUUGUCCAUAAACCUAGAAAUCCAGAGCCCCUUGUGAGUAGACAGAAUAAAAAAUGCUUGUGGGUCAUAGAACUUCAGU
Zootoca vivipara (common lizard) is the source of this 1695-nucleotide messenger RNA. Lineage: Eukaryota; Metazoa; Chordata; Lepidosauria; Squamata; Lacertidae. The record is from RefSeq and is a predicted model, not a curated record.